AUGGCUCUCACUAUUUGCUCUGCAUAUUUAUUCUAUUUACUUUUCUUGUCUCUAUUGCUUGUUGCUUCUGCAAAUGGAUACGGAUAUGGAUAUGGAGCUCCGAAACCGAAGUUGGAGUCACCCGACCCAAGAAAAGAGUUUCUUCCUGCAAGUUUUAGAGUUCAGGGAAUUAUUUAUUGUAAAUCGGGUUCUAAACUCAACCCACUUAAAGGAGCUAUUGCAAGAAUAACGUGCCUAGCCCUUGACAAGUAUGGAUAUGAACCGGCACCAUUCUCAAUUUUGAGCCGUCCAACCGAUGCCAAUGGUUACUUCCUUACAAAACUAUCUUUUCGACUCGAAGAUGGUUGCAAAAUAACUCAAUGCAAAACUUUUCUAGAAAGCUCUCCUUCGAACACGUGUCAGUUCGCGAGUGAUGUAAACUAUGGAUCAAAUGGAGUUGUUUUAUCGGCUUAUCGACUUGUUGGAGGACAGAAGGGCACGAGAUUGUACUCGGUUGGGCCUUUUGUUUACACUUCGGAACCUAAAACAGCUCCAAAUGGGUACUGA
Fraxinus pennsylvanica is the source of this 546-nucleotide messenger RNA. Lineage: Eukaryota; Viridiplantae; Streptophyta; Magnoliopsida; Lamiales; Oleaceae. The record is from the annotation of a GenBank genome assembly.